Molecule: messenger RNA, 1898 nt
Organism: Paramecium primaurelia
Lineage: Eukaryota; Ciliophora; Oligohymenophorea; Peniculida; Parameciidae
Source: the annotation of a GenBank genome assembly
AUGAUGAUCGAAUAAUAAUCUCCCCAAUAUUGGGAUGAUUUGAUUCUUAGUAGUAGCAAAAAAGAGUCUAAGAUUUAAAGUUAAACUCUUGAAUUUACAGCUUAAAAACUCUAAUAAUAGUUAGAAAAAAAUAAAGAAUUCAAUCAUGAAUAUAUGAUGAGAAUCUAAAGAAGUUAGUCUGAUCAUAGAGAACAAUUCAUUUCUGAACCUCAUGAAGAGGAAUGUGAAGAAGGAGAAUAAUAGAAAACGUAUUUGAAUAAAUUGAUGGAAGAAUUUAAUUCAACUUACAGUCCAAAAAUUAAAAGACCUUGUUGUUAACCAAAAUCUUAUGAUAUGCCAAGAUAACAAUAAAAAAAAGUAUUGGAAUAUUCAAAAGAAGAAGUUUGGCAUAGAUUAUUGGAAGAUAAAAGAAAUUAAAUAGAGUAGAGGGAAAAUGAGAAAAGAAAAUAUAUUGAUGAAUUGGUAGAAUAGCAUUGUACUUUUAAACCAAUAAUUAGUGAUAUUGCAUCAAGAAGAAACACUGAUUAGCCUGUGGCUGAUAGGUUAUAUUAAGAUGGAAUUGAAUAAAAAAAAAGAAAAGAAUAAUUAAAAUUUGAUCAUAUUAAUUCAGAAUAGUUCUCUUUUAAACCAGAAAUUAGUUAAAUUGGUAAUGUGUUAAAAGGAGAAAAAUAAUUCAUGAAACCAUUAUAUGAAAGAAUUGAUGAAGUUAUGAAAAAAAAAUAAGAAGAAUUAUUCUUAAAACAAUAAGAACUUUAAUAAUAAUCAGAUGUUACAUAUUAACCUAAGAUUUCAUAAAGAUCUAUUUUAAUAGCAGAAUAGAAGUAAACUUCAAAGUCAGUAGUUGAAAGAUUAAUGGAAGAUGCAGCAAUUAAAUUAUAAAAAAAAAUAAAUUAAAAGAAUGAAAUUUAAGAAAAAGAUGAAUGUACAUUUAACCCAUAGAUCAAUCCAACAACUAAACCUGUACAAUAAAUUAAUUAAGUCUAUUAAACCUAAUAUUUGAUGGCUGAUUUUAUGAGAGAAAAAAAAGAAAAACUAAUCUAAGAAUUUAUCAAAAAUUCUGAUGUUACUUUUAAACCUUAAAUUAAUAAAACAAGCGAAUUAAUUAUGGAAAGCAAUGAAGAAAGACUUUAAGAGAAUAUGUCAGAUAAAAUUAAUCGUCUUGGAGUUAGGGAUUAUGAAAAAAAUCAAAUACUAAAAGAAUAAAUUUAAUAAGCAUAUUAUCAAUAAUAUACUUUUAAACCUUAAAUAAAUCAUAUUUCAUCUAUUAUUGCAUAAAAAAGAUCCCUUGAUGAUCUUGCUUACAAUCCAGAAAGAUAAGAAAAAUUAAAUAGAUUAAAAGAAGUAAUUUAUUUAUUAAUAUUCAUAGGAAUAAGAAUCCAAGUAAUCAUUUAGUUAUUAUCCUUAAACUAAAAAAUCUCAAUAAUAUUAACAUGUGAAAUCUAAAUAUGAUAAAAAUUUAAUAAGAUAAAAUAUGGAAUUAGAAAAAGAACUUAAAGAAAGGAAAAUUUAAGAUUUAAAAAAGUAGAAAAAUAUUAUAUAUUUCUAGACAAAUGUAAUAUUAAGAGUUAAAGGAAUGUACAUUUAAACCAAUGACAAAAUAAUUUUAGAAGGACGAAGAAACUUUAAAUUAAAAGGUAAAAGGAGUUCAAAAUUUCUUCUAAAAUAAAGAAAACUUAAAAAAGAAAGCUUAAUAACAAUAGGAAAGAGAAAAAGAGCUUUUUCAUUAUGAAUUAAAAUAUGACUUUAAGAAUCAUUUAGAAAAAACAAAACCAGAACCAUUUAAAAUAACUUAAUAAAACAAUACUAAUAAGAGACAAUUAGAGGAGGAAGCAUUGUAAAAAGAAAGAGAAUAAUGUACAUUUCAACCAAAGAUUAACUAAAAAUAUGUUUUUUAAUGA